CGUCGUCGUCUCAGCGCGAACGGGGAAAAUCGGGUUUAGCGGAGGUUUCGGUUGUGCCAGGGCAGUGAAGUGAUUGCUGUGUUGUGUUGCCUUUUGGUGGCAUCGCGGCGGUGGGCAGAAGUGGAAAAUCGAUACGCGUAUUUGUAAAUAUAACGUCGAAGAUGACGACAUUAGUGCUCCCCGGAAAAUAGCCCCCGUUCCCGUAUCUUUUGGUAUGCAAAGGCAUCUGCUAAGAGAUUGAACGAAUGCGACCAUCUUUGUGGGCGUACUUGUGAUUGCUUCCGAUUACGACAAAAGCAUUACUAAGUGAAUGGCGUGGCGGAUGUGCGUGGCUGAAAGUGAUAAAAAAUUAUUGCCCCACGAUUGCGUUGUGUGUUGAAAGGCGUUCGACGCAGUACCGUGGUGUCGCAAAACGGCCACGGUGGUGAUGUGAGCAUUCUUCCUCAAUAAACGCGUGCGAAAAGAAAACGCAUUCACAUCCGGAGGUGAUCACGUACACAGCUCCUCGAAAUUCUGUCGGAUCGCAUUGUGAUUUGUAUCUAAAGCCAUCAACAACUGGGGCUUUUCGCUACUUUCUUGUUGGCAACAAAGUGCUGUUGUGCUGAAAGUAGUACGGAAGGGAAUACCCACACCGCUACGCGGCACAGCGAACACACCACGACCGUGGCCACGACAAAAGAUACACAGAGCCUCGCGUUUUAUCCACGGCGUUUCGAGCUGAUAAGGACACCAACUCACGGAUCGAGGAGGGAAAAACACGAGAUGAGCUGAUAAAACGGGGCGCACUGUUUGUCCGUGAUAAUCCACUCGCGUGGCGUAGCAGCCGUGAAUCGCCGAUUGGAACGUCGCUGUGUCCAGCUUGUUGGUGGAGAGAAUCAAAGUGAGAGACAAACAACGUAGCAUAAAAGUUGAGAGAAGGCGAGGGUAACUUUGUAACCUAGCAACAACCCCGCGACAUAGUCACCGUAAGACGGAAUCGACGAAAACGACAACAUAAAUCUGGCGACGCUGCCUGCGAUCCCCUCCUCAUGGCGAUGUCUCCCACGUCGAACAGCAGCGCUUCGGCGACGUCCGUUUCGCUGCUGAACCGACAGUCAAGCAAAAACGCGGACACCGUGUCCGUCUGUUCGACCACCAGUGCCUUCUCGACGUGCCCCGAUCGGCACGGAUUCUACGGUGGCAAUCAGUUUUCGGAGAAGCCCAAAAAAGAAACGCUAACGCGCGAGCAAACGAUCGCGCGCGAAAAGAAGUGGAUCCACAUGACCACGCACUGGUCGGAGUAUAUGAACAACAACUACAAGAAGGUGCGCGAACGUUGCCGAAAAGGUAUUCCGGAAGCUUUGCGCCAGAAAGCGUGGUUUCUGCUGACCGGAGCCAACCAUCUGAUGGUGAAGUUCCCGAAUCACUACCGGCAGCUUGUCGCCCAACCCGGCAACCCACACAUUAUCGAUGAAAUACGCAAGGAUCAGCACCGGCAGUUUCCACACCACGAAAUGUUCAUCGAUGACGAUAAACCGGGCCAGAAGGAGCUCUUCAACGUGCUGAAAGCGUACUCGGUGUACAAUCCGAACGUUGGCUACUGUCAGGCGCAAGCACCGAUCGCGGCCUUUCUGCUGAUGCAACUCCCGGCUGAGCAAGCGUUCUGGUGCUUUGUCGCCAUCUGCGAUAAGUAUCUUGAAAACUACUUCACACCCGGACUCGAAAUGCUACAGCGAGACGCGGGCAUGUUGAAUCGAUUGUUGAAGAAAACGUCACCUGCCGCGUACCGACACCUACAGAAGCACAACGUAGAUCCACUCCUCUACAUGACCGAUUGGUUCCUUUGUGCGAUGACUCGCACCCUUCCCUGGGACACGCUAUUGCGCGUGUGGGAUUGCUUCCUGUGCGAGGGCGUCCGAAUCUUCUUCAAGGUAGCGCUCGUAAUAAUUGGUGCGACACUAGGACCGCAGAAGGUUCGCUCGCAGUGCAACGGGCUAUGCGAAACGCUUGCCGUGCUGCGAUCGCCACCAAAAAAGUUCCUCGAGGAGGACUUUAUUAUGCACCACAUUUUCCGGUUGAACAUUACAAUCGACGACUUCAAUCGUGAACACAAGAAGCAAGAAAUGCUACACCGAAAGGCGAAACUUGAACAGCAGAAAACACAACAACAGCAGCACGGGAACGGAGCGUCCAAUGGUACCAACAGUCUGGCCAGGAAUGCGGCGUAGAGGCAGAGCUGCGGCCAAACAGAUGCAGCUAAAGGUGGGCCGCAAAGUUCGCGCUAGUCCGAGAUGUGGCGAACGCGUAAUCGAGAAAAAGCCAGACCUACAAAUCACUCUCCAAAUUGGCCUCAAACUAACGGGGGAACAAGCGCUCUCGCCAGGUUUUGUAGUGCACACCAAGCACAACAAAACAAAUUAAGGUGUAUGUUAAGAGAGGAACGUAUAAUGAAACUCACUUUAUCUGCAGCUAUACAGAAUACCGCCGGCACCUCACAAAAUGGCAAUGGCAGCAAAUGUUAUCGAAAAUAUUUGUUACGUGUAAUCGACGAAAUGGGCCGUCGGUCAACGACGGCACUCGCACAAACGUUGACCUGCAAACGUUUGUUUGUUACGAAUGAUAGUACAAUUUUAAAUUUAAAUAUAACUGAAAAGAUUCACUUUUCCAGAAUCGCACGUCGAUCUACACACAAUCAGUCUGCCAGCAUUCUCAAGUAACGGGAAUAACGAGUUCUUUGUCAAACCUUUCAAAAUUCGAAUUGGUAUCAUUAAAUUUACAGUCGCUUUAGGAUUAUAUAAGUCUCUCGACCAGGAAGCAAUACACUGCAUUCCAUAAGUGGCAGCAUAAGGGCAGAGAAAAAAGGAUAAAAGCGAACAGAAACUGCAAAUCCGUUUUCUAUUACACCAUAUUUAGCAUAAUUGCAUAGACGUAUAAGAGAAAUAAUGGGCCAUGAACAUCCCGUAUCGGUUGCGAGUGAGAUUUGCUGGAGAUAAACAGAACAGAUAAACACAAUUAUCUAUUAUACACCGUACGUUACAUUUACAUAGUCUCGAUUUUGAUAUGACAAAAUUUCGUAAAAAAUAACUAAAGAUUAGAGAAGAUACAUGAUGUAGUGUGUUGUUGGUUAGCGACGAUGUGUAAGGUAAAUUAUUUCCCGCACAAUGCACGCUCCAUGUUAUUUAUGUUUUCGUGCAUUGUCUGUGGACGUAGAACGCAAUAUUAAUUUUUGUGUAAACGCAAGUGUCACGGAAAACGAGAAACGGUUCCGUUUUAGCUAAAUGUGGAGGACCGAGAAUAAAAAUUCAAUCGGUGCCUUUCUUACUCUUCCUUUCUUCCAAUUCAACAAUUCAAUUCCUAGCCCUCGGCUUGGGACAAUUCAAUGUGUCCAGCAAACAUAUCAGCGUAGCGAUCGUUGCUAUCGUCUACAAACUGUUUAGUUUACCCAUUUACCUGCUAGUUUGCGUAAAUUAAUCUAUACGUGUGUCUAUUGCAUCGUUUAGUAGCGUAUAUAUUUAUGAUUCGAAUUCGAAAUUUGAAUUGCAAUCGGAAACCAUUAUUAACCACACCCAAACUUCUAACGAUUUAUGUGCAAUCGAUCAGCGUCCCGAGGUGGUAACUGACAAAAUUAAACGCGUUAGGUAGGUAAAGCUACACAAUAGUGCAAGCAUGUUUGUUUACUAUUAUUUAUUACCCUUACGGAAGCCGUCGUGAGUGACACACUCACGGCACCAACCAACGCACAUCUGCGCGGGCGGUCAGAAAUUUCGGCAGUCGUUCGUUUUUUGUAACCAGUUUGUUCGAAGGAGUUAAAUAAACUGACAGAAGAUCGUGAAGGUCAAUUUGUGUAGCCCUCGUUUGAAUCGGAACAUCAAAUGGAAAUUCGAAAACGGUUGUGAGUGCGGUGUCCUUUACAACAAUUCAGUGAAAGCAGUGGAAUAGAGGACCACAGCAGGCAACCUUGCUCGCGUAUACAUUCCAAAUAUUCGUGUUUAAAACUCGCAUUCGAGACGUUUCAUGAUCGCUAAAUCUAGGUCAUAACGACCUUUUGCAAU
Anopheles bellator is the source of this 4031-nucleotide messenger RNA. It is a transcript of the gene wkd, whose product is annotated as TBC1 domain family member whacked. The transcript has 5 exons. Bases 1029 to 2207 code for a protein of 392 amino acids. Lineage: Eukaryota; Metazoa; Arthropoda; Insecta; Diptera; Culicidae. The record is from RefSeq and is a predicted model, not a curated record.